AUGAAAGAAAUUAGAUUCGUUUUCUAAAAAUUCUACGUUUUAAAGCUAUAGAAAAUAUUUUAUAUAAAAAAGCAAGGACUCUACUUACCUUUACUCCUUUUAGUUUUAUAACCAAUCUAGUUAUUAGCAGUUGCUAUACUUAAUAAAAAGAUAUCAUAAAAAAACGAAAAUCCCUCUAACGCAAGCACCUUUGAAUAAUAUAGAUUUUUCUAGUUAGUUUUAGGAAAUGAUUAAAUAUUUAAUAGCGUGGUAUCGUUUAUCUGCUUGUCUAUCAAUAUUAUUAUUAUCAGCUACCUUAUUUUAAAAUUUUCCAUAUUUAUUUUUGAAUCUUUUCAAAAAAUAAAAAAGCCUAAUUCUACUUUAAGCAAGCCUUAUAUCAGCUUUAUAUAUUAAGUGUAUGAAGCUAUCGCAUAGUUUAUAAUAUAUGCUUACCUACCUUCUUUAAAUAUUCCUAUUAUCUACUUUUCUUUAUUUCACAAUAGUAUAAGCAUCUUAGGAUAUAUAAAUACUUUCUCAACCUUUUACAUUAGUAUUAUUCUUUGUGAUUGUGAUUACAAUUACUCAACUGAUGUUUAAUAGGAUAUACUAGCUAGGCCAUACCAUUUUAGCCAAAUAAUAUUGCAAUUAAGUCAAUGCAUUUGUUUACUGCUUUCAUGCAUUAUCUAAAAUUAUAGCUUCUACUUUGUAAUAACUUAUUAAGCAGCUGAUUUGUUAAUAUUUUACUUAUAUAGGUAAUAUAAUUAAGUAAUUGCUAGUAAAUUCUACUUAUUUUCUUAAUUAACAUGCUUAUUAAUUAAUAUUAAUUGUAUGUUUAAAAAUGACAUGAUAGACUUAAACAGCAGCUAAUUUAUAGUUUUACUUGCCUAAUUUUGUUUUGUUUACAAAGUAAUAGAAAAAAUAUUUUAAAAAAGAAAUAAUGAUCUUAUGGAAAGUUAUUUUUCUUUAACAAAUGAUGAUGAAUUAGAAUGGAGGUAGCUCGAUUAAAUUAUUAAAGCAAAUAUAUUAGAUAAAAAAGACUUGAAUUCAAUCUAAUAGAGGCAGAUAUUGAUUAUUUCGUUAAUAUCUAAUUUAGGUUUUAACUAGGCAAAUCCAAAUUAAGAAGAAAAGCUUGAAAUAGAAGACUAGAACUUAUUUAAAAGCGAUGAAUGGCUUUUAGACUAAUUAAAUUAACAAAUAUUAAAAAAAUUUCAAACUAAAAAAAAAAAUCAACCAGUAGAUUUCUUUUUAACCUAUUUUGUAUUUUUAAUCUAAAGAAACAGAAACUAUAUUUUAUAUUUGAUUGAAAGCUAAAAAAUGGAAAAGCAUCACCAUUUAUCAUUCAAGCAAAAAUAAAUAUUUUCAUAAAUUAAUAAAUUAUUUACAAAAGAAAAAAUGAUUUUAGAAAGAACUUAAGGAAAUUCAAGUCCUUUUUCAAAAUAUUUGCUUGAAUAAAUUUAAUUUUCUAAUUAAGCUUUCGCUCUUAAAGAAAAGAUGAACUAAACAAUUAUUUAAAAGCUACAUUUGGUAGCUUAUCUUCAUGAAAAAGAAAUCGAUUCUUAACAACUUUUAAAAAUUCUGGAGCCUUUAUAAAAUAAUAUCAUUGAAAUUAGGCAGAGUUUUAAGCUUCUUUAUUAUGAAAAUAGAUGUAGUAAAGAAUUGAUAUAAUUAUAAUAGUUGUAUUAAGAAUAUCUUUCUUUCUCAGCUAAUGACAUACCAAUAACAAAACCAAUAGAAAUAGACCAAAGACAUAUAGCUAAAAGCACUUCAAUUAGCAAUUGCAUCAUAUUUGCUAAUCCAGAAAAAAAUAAUGUAUGGACUAUCAAAAAAGCUUCUUCUGGAAUUUAAUCAAUAUUUUAAAUUCCUGAUCACGAAUUAUUAAAUUAGGAUAUAACUAUAUUGAUGCCACAUGUUUUUAGAAAUUAACACUAUCAAUAUCUAAAUGAUUUUAUGAAUAAAGAUAGCUAUAAAACAAAUAUUGAUGACCACUCUUCAUUAUUAUUAUUUGGAUAAAAUAUGCAUGGGUAUAUAUUUCCAAUUACUUUAGAAGUUAGAGUAAAUUAUUAGAUUUAAGAAGAGUAAUCUAUUUUUGGAUUGGUAGCUUAGAUAAGCUAACUUUAACUGAAUUAAGAAUUUAUCCUAUUUAAUUAGCAGAGUUUGUAACUCUACGGAAUCACUAAAAAUCUCAGUUACACUCUCUUUAAAAAAGUAAAACUGAUACAGUCUUUAAAAUUAAGCUAAAUCUUUCCUUUUAUGAAGAAAAAUGAGCUUUAAAAUUCAAAGUAAGAAGUCUCUAAUAAAAUAUAGAUUGCGUAACAAAAUGAGUAACAACAUACCAAAGAAGAAAGUAUUAAUGAAGAAACUAAUUUUAAAUAUAAUUUUGAUGAGAUGGAAAAAUAGAAUUUAAAAAGCAGCUCAUUUUUAGCUAUUUUGAGGAAAUAAAAAUACAAAAAAGCUCAUUUAAGCAAGCAAAAGUUGAAAGAAGAAGUUAUUCAAAGCUAAAUUUUAUCUAAAGAUUACUACUUUUAUUUAGUCAAUUUUGAAAUAAAAAACCUAAACCACAAGUAUCAUUAAGAUGUAAGCAUCUUUAAGAUAUCUAAUUUAAAUUAGCUUAACAUAUUUAAAGAUGCUUAUCAAAUUGUCCCGUAUAUAGUUUAGAAUUUUUUAUUUUAUGAAAAUUUAUUAGGAGCAACUGUGUUAAAAGAAAUUAUAUCUGAGUUAACUUAUAUCUGUGGAUUUUAAGACAUAGACUAAUAUUCUCUUGACAGCAAAAUUUCCUAUGGAGUAUUACCAUUUGAAGAUACAAGUAAUUAUUUAAAAUUUGGUAGUCAAAACUCUCCUGAUGAAAAUACAAAACAUAGCUUAGAACGCAAAAUGAGCAAUUUAAUGAAGUCUUCUAUAGAGAGUACAUUAAAAUUUGAAAAUAUAAUCAAAAAUAAGGAAGGCUCUUAGAAAAAUAACAGUUUUUUAAUUUCUAAAAACACUGAUUAAGACACACAAAAUUAUUAUUCAAAACAUUUAAUUUAGGAAUCGUUUGGAAAAAAUUGUAAAUAGGAGGCUGAAAAUGACAACAAUAACAGAUUCUUAAUAUCUUCAGAUAGAAGUAUUAAAAUUGAUAUUAAUACAUUAUAAAAUAAUAACCAUAGCGAUGGAAGAGGGUUAAUCCUUUCACCCAAAAACACAAAUUUAAAUUCUACUUUAGUUGAUGUUCAAGAAGAGGAUAAUCUAAUGAUUAUGAGUGGGAAUAGAGAAAAAUCUAAAAGUUUAUUUAGCUAAGAAUUUGCUUUUACAAAAUAAAGGCCAUCAAAUUUUAAAAUAUAUUCUUCAGUCAUAAAAGAAACUGAUGAAUAUAACAACUAAAUUGAGCAAGAGGUUUAAAGUCCCAGAUAAUCCAAUAUUUAUGUUAAGGAGUAAUAGCUGAUAGAAAGCAUUACAAAUUUAAAAAAUUAAUUACCAAUGUCCACUUCAAACAAGCUACUCUCUCACUAAUUGAGUUAGAAUAAUAUUCAUUAUAACAAGGUAUAUUAAAAGAAAAAGUUUAAUUUAAACAUGAGCAAAUAAUUGAAGUAAGAAUAAAACUCUCAAAAGAAGUUAAAUUCAAUUGAUAACGAUUUAAGAAAAAAUUUGAAAGAAGUUUAAUCAACGAAUUCUAAAACUAGCACAUCAUCAAGUCAGAAGAAAGGGCUGUAAUAGAUUUUAACAAAAAAUAAAUUCCCUUAAAUAAUUAAAAUAGUGAAUUAUAUUGGUGUAAUUUGCUAUUUAAUUAUUAUCUUAUUGUUGAUCCUUUAAUAUGUUUUAUCGAUAUAGAAAAUAAAUUUAAAUAAAACGGACUAAGAUAACUUUCCAUUUUUAGUUGAUUACCAAAAUUACAUUUUUGAUAUCAUAAAAUAUAUGAACAUCCUUUACAUCUACAAUAGGACCAACCCACCAGAUUUAUUCUAAAUGACACCUGAUAGAAGGCAAAAGCUAGUAAACGAAAGUACAGUUUUAAGCCAGUCUUACUUUACAUCAAUGUAUGGUAUGCUUUCAGACAUGACUGGAGCAGAUUCAUAGCUUGACCUUUUUUAACUCCUUAGAUCAAAUUAUAUUAACUUUACUAUUGAAUAUUUAUAUCCUCCAUAAAAACUAUCAGGAACUUCUUCAAAAUCAACAUCAAUUUAAGAUUUCUAAAGACUAAUGACGAUUCAACAAGCCAUGAUCUUUUCUUAAAAUAAUGCUUUUAGAUAUAUUAAUAACUUGCCAGCUCAUAUUCCAGAAUAUUAUCACUUAAUAAAUUCAAUAUAAAUUUCAAAGAAAUUACAAGGAUUUUACCAAUAGAUUAAUGACAGUGGGGUGAACGAUACAAACAAUGUUAAAAAUUAUCUUACCACAAUAAUAUCUAUUGUAAUAUCAAUUAUGAGUAUAUGCAUUUUUAUUAUUAAUCCUAUCUAUGCUCUAAUAUAAACUAAGAGAGAUGAUACUUUAUUUUUAUUUGGAACUUUUAGUUCUAUUUAAUUGUAAUAAAUAACUGACAAGCUUAAUACUUAUUUGAGUUAAAAUCUUACAUCAAAAAAAUCAAUAAAAAGUAAUUUUGACAUGAUGAAAACGUAGAAUUUCAUAAAAGAUCAAAAUAAAUAAAAUUAUAAUAAGAGUAUUUAGUCUAAUUCUUCUAAUAGAAUGUGUAUAAGCUAGAUUUCAAAGCUACCAAAAUGUAAUAUCAAAAUCAAUCUGAUGUUAGUUGUAAUUUUUAUAUUAGCUGCUAUUAUUCCAAUAUUAGCUUUGAUGAAUACUCUGUAGUUCUUUAAUGAGUAAAUAGCGACAAUCAACGCAGUGUAUUUGCUUCAUAAAUUUUAAUUUUAAGGAACUUAAUUAAUCGCUAUAUCUUACUUUUGCUUAACCUUAAAGCUCUUUCCUAACGAAUCCAAUAUUGAUGAAAGUUUAUUCUUUGAUUAUCUUACCUUUGCAUAUCAAAGUUCUUAAAAUGGAUUAACUGAUUUACAAACAUUAUCAAAUGAUUCUUAAUUAAGAGAAGAAUAUGAUAGCUCAAUGUAUGAUAAAUUUGUUGCUCCCCUAUUAAAAACAAAUACAUUUAAGAAUAUGGAUGAUUUUCCUUAAUAUUAAUACGACUUAGAGGAAGGAGUUUUAGAAGAAUGUAGAGAAAUCUCACAAAGUAAUCUUUUAAGAGGAAUUUAUUUAGAUUAUAAUUAAUAUCUUUCUGAAUUUAAUUUAUUGUAUACUUUUUUAACCUAAACUGAUAAAUCAAAUGCUUAGCAGUAGUUGAAUUAGAUUUCUAAAGAUUUUGACAUUUACUAAGUAACUAUUAGCGAAAGAUGUUUAAUGGGUGCAUCUGAUAUGAUUCAUGCAUUUAUUAAGGUUUAGUAUAAGAAUAAAUAUAAUCAAAUUAAAAUUUAGUAAAUUAUAUUCUUGAUCUCUUAAAUAACUUUACUGACUUUUUUAAUGGUUUUUGGCUGGUUCAAGUUAAGUUAUUUUUUCUCAAAAUAAAUAAUAAACACUUAAAAGUAUUUGCAGGUAAUCAAUAUCAACAUUCUAGUAGAAAAUCAAUACGUAAUUGCUUUUGUAAAAAAAAAUAUAAAAAUGUGA
Molecule: messenger RNA, 5556 nt
Organism: Tetrahymena thermophila SB210
Lineage: Eukaryota; Ciliophora; Oligohymenophorea; Hymenostomatida; Tetrahymenidae
Product: transmembrane protein, putative
Exons: 4
Source: RefSeq, a predicted model, not a curated record